AUGGCGCGUCCCGCCGCGGACGCGUUCGCGUCCGCGCUGCGACGAAGCGACACCGUGGAGGCGGUCAUCGCGUUCGCGGACGCGCUCGCGGACGGCGGCGCGUGCGCGACCGAGCCCGCGCUCGAGGCCGUCGCGACCGCGCUCGCCUCCGGCCGCGGCGAAACCGAGGCGUCGACCGCGCUGACGGUGCUCCGCGAGUCGAUCGCGAACUUCCUGGACGCGCGAGGCGUCGGCGCGUCUCUGCUCGACGCGCUGUCCUCGGACGCGUGGAUCGCGCGGUUCCUGGGCGUCGUGGAGACGCACUCGAGACACGACGGCGUCCUGAGCGUCCUUCGCGACUGCGCGGACGAGUGGCGCGAGCUCGCGACGGCGAGCGCGACGGCGACGGCGACGCGCGCGAAUUCAGCGGACGCCUUCGCGGAGGUGUCCGAGGCGUGCCGACGCGCGAUGUCGGCGCGGUCGGCGUCGGGGCGCGCGACCGAGUGGAAGACGGAACGUCAACCGUCGUCGUCGUCGUCGCCGCCGCCGCCGCCGCCGCCGCCGCCGUUCGAGCUCGAGCGGCUCUCCUCCGGCGAUUACGAAGCCGACCUCGCGCGCGCGCUCGCGGCGUCCGAGACCCCGCGCGGGGACGUCGGCGUCGACCUCGAGAGCGUGCCCCCCGGCGAGGCGAGAGUGCUCCGCGAGACGUUGGAGCGGUCGAGGCGGGAGGAGGAGGAGCGUAGGCGCGCGAGCGGCGUCGUCGACCCGUCCCCGUCCCCGUCCCCGUCCCCGUCCCCGUCCCCGCUGUCCCCGUCCCCGUCCCCGUCCCCGUUCGCGGCGGCGACGGCGACGGUUGACGUUCCAUCUUCCACCGCCGCCGCGAAGGAGCGGUACGCGAUGACGCACCUCCGCUGGGACCUUCAAGACGCACUCGAGGCGGUGAGCGACGAGGAGACCGAGUGCGACUCCAGGGCGGCCGCGAUCGACGCGGCGAUGGAAGAGGCCGCGGAGGAGGAGCGGCGCGCGGAGAGUUCGGAGAGUUCGGACGCCGACGAAGACGACGAGACGCGCGACGCGAAGGCGAAGGCGAAGGCGAAGGCGCCGGCGCCGCGCGGCGGCGGCGGGCUGAGAAGCCCGAGCGUGAUGGAGCUGUCGCUGCAGCACGCGCGCGUCGCGGCGUCGCGCUUCACGCUCCGCGGCCAAAGAGAGAGGAUCGAGUGGGCGUUGCGCGAGCUGAGCGCGUUGGAGAAGGCGGCGUCGCGCGCGCCGGAGGGGCUCAACGUCGAACGCGCGGCGGCGCUGCGUCGGACGAUUCUCCUCGCGCUGCGAGAGGAUGGCCUCGCCGACCGACCGGUCGGCGCGGUCGGCGCGUCGUCGUCGUCGUCGUCGCGAGAGAGGGGGACCCGAGAGGAGGGGGACUCGAGGGGUGCGAACGCGAACGCGAUGGGAGGAUUAUUAGGGGCGGUCGGGAACUUGUUAUUCCGGGGCGGCGGGCGCGGCGACGACGGCGUCUUCCUGGACGAAUCCGAGCUCGAGACGCACCCGCUCGGGGUGCGGUAGCGUCGUCGGCGACGACGAGGACAAGGACGUAGCCGCGAUGGUCUAUCUUACCAUUACUUACUCGUCGUUAAAAAAAGAACAAAUACAA
Micromonas pusilla CCMP1545 is the source of this 1627-nucleotide messenger RNA. RefSeq lists its product as uncharacterized. The transcript has 2 exons. NCBI's taxonomy places the organism in Eukaryota, Viridiplantae, Chlorophyta, Mamiellophyceae, Mamiellales, Mamiellaceae. The record is from RefSeq and is a predicted model, not a curated record. Bases 1 to 1539 code for a protein of 512 amino acids.